Messenger RNA from Vidua chalybeata, 1948 nucleotides. It is a transcript of the gene RAD52, whose product is annotated as RAD52 homolog, DNA repair protein. Gene Ontology annotation, cellular component: nucleus. The record is from RefSeq and is a predicted model, not a curated record. The coding region runs from base 192 to 1451 and encodes 419 amino acids. The transcript has 13 exons. Gene Ontology annotation, biological process: mitotic recombination; DNA recombinase assembly; double-strand break repair via homologous recombination. NCBI's taxonomy places the organism in Eukaryota, Metazoa, Chordata, Aves, Passeriformes, Viduidae.
GCUAAAUUGAGAUGUUAUGGCAAAUGGGAUAGAUCUGUCAGACUACACGAGAAUGACACUUACUGACAUAAUGUGGCCUGAAUGAGUGAGGGGCAUGAAAAAGGCACUGUCAGCACCUGAGGCCAGCUGUAGUUGCAGCAGACACUCAGUCUCCUGAGCUGCCCCUGCAUUUCCAUGUUUAACCUAUCAGGAUGCCUGAGAGCCAGGGGAAGGACGGUGAGAGCUACAGCAGCAGCAGCUCCAACACUGGGGACUCAGUGGCUUCCUUCGGACAGUAUCAAUACACAGCCAGCGAGUAUCAGACUAUUCAGCAUGCUCUGCGUCAGAGGCUGGGCCCAGACUACAUCAGCAGCCGGCAGGCAGGAGGAGGGCAAAAGGUGUGUUACAUUGAGGGUCACAAGGUCAUCAGUCUGGCCAAUGAAAUGUUUGGCUUCAAUGGCUGGGCUCACUCAGUCACUCAGCAGAAUGUUGACUUUGUUGACCUCAACAAUGGCAGGUUCUACGUGGGUGUCUGUGCUUUUGUGAAAGUUCAGCUCAAGGAUGGGUCAUACCAUGAAGAUGUGGGAUAUGGAGUCAGUGAAGGCCUGAAGUCUAAAGCCCUAUCCUUAGAAAAGGCAAGAAAGGAGGCAGUAACAGAUGGACUGAAGAGAGCACUCAAGUGCUUUGGCAACGCUCUUGGGAACUGCAUCCUGGACAAGGACUACCUGCGGGCCGUGAACAAGCUUCCCCGGCAGGUACCCCCUGAGUUAGACUUGGUCAAAGCUAAAAUUCAGGACUAUGAGCCUGAAAUAGAGAAAGCAAGAUACAGCAGCUAUGUGGAAAGGCAGAAUGCAGCAGGGAGACAGCACUGUGAGGUGACACCUGGCUGUAAGCCUGGCCAGACAGAGGCUGCUGUUGUGACAGCAGAUCAGAAACAGCCCAACGCUCCCAGAAGCACUGACUCCUUGGCCAUGGAGUGUGAUGCCACUUACCAGAGGAAACUGCGCCAGAAGCGGCUGCAGCAGCAGUUCCGGGAGCAGAUGGAGAAAAAGCAGCAGGUCCCAGGAGUUACUCCCAGCAGCAAACAGGCAAAAUCCAACGUUCCUGUGAAGCAAGGCACUCUGGCAGAAGUGCAACAGGAGCUGGCGAUAGAAGAGGAGUUCUUUGCAGAUGAUCCUGAACUUUGGGACAUUUCCUUGGAGAGCACUGACCUAAAGGUAACAGGUGCCAAAAUAUCAGAGCCCUCACCAGCUGCUCACCAGGCACCUGAGACACCCCGUGGCCAUCAGCAGACGAGCACUUGCUGCAGGACACCCCACAGGGGGAACCAGCACAGAGCUGCUGCCAGGCUGGCACAGCUGCAGCCCCCUGCUGCAGCCCCCAGCACCAGCUGUGCCCACCAGCACACCCCAGGGUGCAGCCCCCUCAGGAGAAGUCAGAGCUUGAAGAAAAGGAGGCUGGAACCUACGUGAGGCACCCGAAUGGAUCUGUGCCUCUGUCAUGGAUUACAUCACAAGGCUGCAGCUGGCUUUCCAAAUUGUGUCACAUGGACUGUGCUACAUUAUAAUGAAGCAACAGAGAAGAACUUCAUGUACUCUUAGGUUAUUAUGUAUUUCAGAUGCCUUUUUCUAUAACCAUGCCAUUAUUUGUGCUUCUGCAGCACAAGACUUGUGGCCAUAUUACAAGUGGAUAUUACCUGUAAAUUGCCUUAAGCAGUAACAGAAUGGAUUGUUAAAAAUGAGAUGCAGUUCACAGCUUGUCUCUCCCAGCACAGAGACGAGAGGUUUUCAGUAGAACGGGGAGCAGGAGGGUUGUGGCCAGGGGACAGAAGUUACAAGCUACAGCUGCACACCCAGCCAGGCCUGCUCCACUCCUCUGGAACACGAAUGGGAGCUGAACUGCUGUUUUUAAAUAAUACAGAAAUUACCCCUUUCAAUACAGAAAUAAACAUUAAUUUAAAAAACAAACC